Messenger RNA from Cimex lectularius (bed bug), 2326 nucleotides. It is a transcript of the gene Nct, whose product is annotated as nicastrin. Gene Ontology annotation, cellular component: membrane. The record is from RefSeq and is a predicted model, not a curated record. Lineage: Eukaryota; Metazoa; Arthropoda; Insecta; Hemiptera; Cimicidae. Gene Ontology annotation, biological process: protein processing; Notch receptor processing. The coding region runs from base 123 to 2135 and encodes 670 amino acids. The transcript has a single exon.
GUUGACUAUCGAAAGUCGGGUGAUUAUAACCUUGGUCUCGAGUCUGUGGAUUCUUGUUUAUUCUUGGUUGUCAUUCUUUUCUGAGUUUAUUUUCCUCGGGUGAGUUUUCUCUUUGUAGAGCAAUGGCACACUCGGAGGCGUUGAAGGUUUUUCUCACUUUAUUCUUGUACGUGUCCGUGUCGACGAGCGAGAGACAGGGUGUACACGAGAUGAUGUAUCAGACUUUGUCCGGCGCCGCUGGCUGUUUCAGGAGAAUGAACGGAACCCACCAAUUCGGCUGCUCUUCGCCGAGAAAGGGCAGUUUCGGCGUGGUCCAACUUGUGGAAACGGAUCGGGAAGUGGACUUCGUCCUCGAGUCGGCCGCGGCCGGUCCUUACAUGUUGGUCCUCAGCCCUAAGAUGAUCGGCCUCGAAGUUUUGAAGAAGCUCAAGUCCGUGCCCGAACGGGUUUCCGGCAUAGUGUUUACAGACAGGCAUAACGGUAAAAGGGAAUUCCCAUCGACCUACUCUCCUGAGGACACGUGUCCUAACUCUGCCGAAAGUUCCUGCAACAAGGAAAACCCUUGGAAUCCUUACGGGAACAGUUAUAUUUUCACUGAUUGGAACGUACCUUUCUUUUUGAUCACAGAGAAGUCCGACUACGAUACCAUUGUUGAUUGUUACAAAAGAUUCAAUUUGCCUCUCGACGACUCACAAUUGUCGAAACCGCUUUGCUCUUUGCAUAUGAAAUCACAUAUGUUCGCUGCUGUGAGCUCGGACGUGUGCAUGAGGCGUGUUAACAAUCACUUUGUGACUCCUGUCAAAUACUGUGAUCCAGUCGGAAGUGAAAAUGUCGCUCUUCCCAUAAAAGCCGACAUAGCCAAAAAUAACAAGACGAUAGUCAUUGCUUCUCGGAUCGAUUCAGCUUCUCUUUUUGAUGGAGUCGCACCUGGUGCGAUGUCUGCUGUCACCGGCCUCGUGACCACCCUUGCUACAGCGAGUGCCAUAUACAAUGCCGUGCAAAGCAAAAAAUUGUCAAAGAAUGUACUCUUUGUGAUGUUCAACGGAGAAACUUUUGAUUAUAUAGGUUCAUCCAGGGUUUUGUACGAUAUAGAAAACAAAGGUUUUUUAACUAACUCUUUCCGGUUGAACCUGGAGGAUAUUGAACUGUUUAUUGACAUAUCUCAAAUUGGCAGGCCGAAAAAUGAAACUGGCAAUGAAAUUUUCAUACAUGCCACAGGACCUGAAGCAAAACAUUUUUCAAAAGAACUGAUCGAUAAUGGUGUUUUGUUCAACGCUUCAUUUGUACCUUCAUCGAUUAAAGAAUUGCCACCUACAUCGUACACCACGUUCAACAAAGCCAACCCAAAAAUGAACGGUGUUGUCAUUACGAAUUAUGACAAAGCGUUUAAAACUAAAUUUUAUUCAGGUUACUACGAUACCUAUGAAACACUGGAUUACACUUUCAUGAAUGGUUCGGUUCCAGACGACAGCAGCAUACAGUACCAUAUUGCGAGUGUGGCGGCUAGUCUUGUCAAAACACUCCUCCCCAUCAUAACUGAUAACAACAUUCCAAAGAAUAUUUACGAUCUGGAAGAUUUGAUGAAGAGGAUCGACCAAGUGUUACUGUGUUAUCUUGUCACCCGGACGUGUCCACUGAUGGAAGCUGUUUACCCCGCCUUGGCCUCAGAUCCAAAACUCCCUCAAGUUUUACCACUUUAUGUUGGAGUACCUCAUGCGACAAACCACAUGACCAAAGCGACUGGACUGCUUCUGUCUUAUUUCACUUCACCCCAAGUAAAUCUUUCAAAAAGUGACUGUACAUCAUAUGACUCGAAUAAUCUUUAUACACUCCUUUGGUUGAGCGGAAAAAAUGGUGAUGGAGUUUGCUUAAAUACCACAUUAAAAUUCACCCCAGCGAUCAGCCCUGCUUUUCUGAUUAAUGAUUAUGAUUGGACAUCAGGGAGAUAUCCAACCUGGACGGAAUCUGUUUGGGAUGAAAACAGCCUGAGCAUGUUUAUGAAACCGUCCAGGAGAGAUGAGAUCAUAAUUUUUACAACAGGCGUGUUUACUUUUUUAACAACUUAUGUCGCAGUGUUUUUUGUUAAACAAAAAGCUGAUAAUCUUUUUUUUCCAAGGUACCCGACAAAUUGUUAAUGUCUGUUUUUAAACUCGUGUACCACAUCAUUUCUUAAUAUAUCAGUAAUAAUAUUAACUUUAUGUAAGGUAUUAACAUUUAUUUGGCACUACAUUUUUUAAAGACUGAUUUUAUUUCCAGUUAUAUUUGAAUAAUCAAUUAUUAAUGUUUAUAUGCUUUUGUAAAUAUAUGACAAUUAAAAUAUUCCAAA